AUGGAUGAUGAUCUGGUGGUACCAUUCGGAGGGAUGAAGAGUAAAGGAGGUUGGCCAUCACAUGUAAUAGAAUAUCUGCUGGUGGAGAACAGACCAAAAUAUUAUGGAAGAGAGUUUCACGGGAUCAUCUCCCGGGAGCAGGCAGAUGAGCUUCUCGGAGGCGUGGAGGGCGCCUACAUUCUUAGAGAAAGCCAACGCCAGCCAGGAUGCUACACGUUAGCUCUAAGGUUUGGAAACCAGACUUUAAACUACAGGCUCUUCUAUGAUGGAAAACACUUUGUGGGCGAGAAGAGGUUUGAAUCGAUUCACGAUCUGGUCACAGAUGGCUUGAUAACACUGUACAUAGAAACAAAAGCUUCUGAAUACAUUUCCAAAAUGACCACAAACCCCAUUUAUGAACACAUUGGAUAUGCCACUCUACUCAGAGAAAAAGUAUCCAGGAGGCUGAGCAGGUCGAAAAAUGAAUCAAGAAAAACAAGCGUUACAAAUGAAGAACACACAGCAGUUGAAAAGGGUCUGGAAAACCUGUAGAUCUGCCCUGACAGGAGGUCCCUUGGAAAUAAUAUGUAAC
This is a messenger RNA of Leptonychotes weddellii (Weddell seal), 571 nucleotides long. NCBI's taxonomy places the organism in Eukaryota, Metazoa, Chordata, Mammalia, Carnivora, Phocidae. The record is from RefSeq and is a predicted model, not a curated record.